Carlito syrichta (Philippine tarsier) is the source of this 3117-nucleotide messenger RNA. RefSeq names its product ral guanine nucleotide dissociation stimulator like 2 (gene RGL2). The record is from RefSeq and is a predicted model, not a curated record. Gene Ontology annotation, biological process: Ras protein signal transduction; positive regulation of GTPase activity. Gene Ontology annotation, molecular function: guanyl-nucleotide exchange factor activity. Lineage: Eukaryota; Metazoa; Chordata; Mammalia; Primates; Tarsiidae. The coding region runs from base 691 to 2679 and encodes 662 amino acids. Gene Ontology annotation, cellular component: plasma membrane. The transcript is spliced from 17 exons.
GGAGUUUAGUCCGCUACUCUCGUGGGCUGGUGUGGGGAGUUUAACCCCGCGUGGGACAGUAACAGGGUCUCUCCCCACCUAAAACUCUUCCCGUGGGAGUUUUAGUCUUGUUCUCGGAGAAGGGGAAUGCCAAAUUCUGCUCCUGCCUUCCCCCGGGGGCUGGAGACUGGGAUCUUUAUCCCAAUUCAGUGCGGGGCGACGUGGGCUCCAGAAUCUCCGCGCGGGAGGCCGGAGGACAGAGGAGCUGGGGACCCGAGCUCCUGGGUCUCAGCCCCCGGGCAUCCGGCGCUCCGCUAGUCAGCGGCCCUUGGCUCCUGUCCUCACUUCCUUCCCCUUUUGGCUCCUGCUCGCGGGGGAGCGGAAAGGGCGGGAGGGCCCAGAAGCCCGGCGUGGGGGAUCGGGGGGUGCGGAAAAGUCGGGGAGGGGACUCCGUCCGGGUCCGGAGACCGGCAGGAACAGAGGCCCGGGACCCACGCUGCCCCCACCCCGCCCGAGCAGGCCCCUGUGUCUGUCUGGGAUGAGGAGGAGGAUGGUGCUACCUUUACUGUCACAAGCCGCCAAUAUCGGCCUCUUGAUCCCUUGGCCCCCACACCUCCCCCGCGUUCCUCCCGACGGCUCCGAGCUGGCACUCUGGAGGCCCUGGUCCGACACCUACUGGAUACCCGGACAUCAGGGGCUGACGUGACCUUCAUGUCAGCCUUUCUGGCCACCCACCAGGCCUUCAUCUCCACGCCUGCCCUCCUAGGGCUUAUGGUUGACAGGCUAGAAGCCCUUGAAUCUCAUCCUACUGAUGAACUAGAGAGGACAACAGGGGUAGCCAUCUCUGUACUGUCAACCUGGCUGGCCUCUCACCCUGAGGAUUUUGGCUCUGAGGUCAAGGGUCAGCUUGACCGGCUUGAGAGCUGCUUACUUCGGACAGGGUAUGCAGCAGGGGAGGGUGUUGGGGGGGGCAGCGCUGACCUCAUCCGCAACCUCCGGUCCCGGGUGGACCCCCAGGCCCCCGACCUUCCUAAGCCCCUGGCCCUCCCCGGCGACCCCCCUGCUGACCCCACGGAUGUCCUGGUGUUCCUCGCUGACCACUUGGCCGAACAGCUGACCCUGCUAGAUGCGGAGCUGUUUCUCAAUCUGAUCCCUUCACAGUGCCUGGGGGGCCUGUGGGGUCACAGAGACCGACCAGGACAUUCCCACCUAUGCCCAUCUGUCCGAGCUACUGUCACACAGUUCAACAAAGUGGCAGGGGCAGUGGUUAGCUCUGUUUUGGGGGCCACUUCAACCGGAGAGGGGCCUGGGGAGGUGACCAUACGGCCACUCCGUCCCCCACAGAGGGCCCGGCUCUUGGAGAAGUGGAUCCGCGUGGCAGAGGAGUGCCGGCUGCUUCGAAACUUCUCUUCAGUUUAUGCUGUUGUGUCAGCCCUGCAGUCCAGCCCCAUUCACCGGCUUCGGGCAGCUUGGGGGGAAGCAACCAGGGACAGCCUCAGAGUCUUUUCCAGUCUCUGCCAGAUUUUUUCUGAGAAGGAUAAUUAUUCCCAGAGCCGAGAGCUACUCCUGCAGGAGGUGAAGCUGCAACCCCUUCUGGAACCACACUCCAAGAAGGCCCCGAGGUCUGGCUCCCGGGGAGGGGGCGUGGUCCCAUACCUUGGCACCUUCCUGAAGGACCUCGUGAUGCUGGAUGCAGCCUCCAAGGAUGAGCUGGAGAAUGGCUACAUCAAUUUUGACAAGCGGAGGAAGGAGUUUGCUGUCCUUUCUGAGUUGCGACGGCUCCAGAACGAGUGUCGUGGCUAUGACCUCCGACCUGACCAUGAUAUCCAACGGUGGCUGCAGGGGCUCCGGCCACUGACAGAGGCCCAGAGCCACCGUGUGUCCUGUGAGGUGGAGCCACCUGGUACCAGUGACCCCUCUGCCCCACGGGUGCUUCGGCCAACACUGGUCAUCUCGCAGUGGACAGAGGUUCUGGGCUCUGUUGGGGGUCCCACUCCCCUUGUGUCCUGGGACCGGCCCAGUAUGGGGGGAGAUGAAGCAACUGGAACCCCUGCUCCUCUGCUGACCCGGCUGGCCCAGCACAUGAAGUGGCCAUCUGUCUCAUCACUAGACUCUGCCCUGGAAAGCAGUCCAUCCCUGCACAGUCCAGCUGACCCUAGCCACCUCUCUCCCCCAGCCUCCUCCCCCAGGCCUUCUCGAGGUCACCGCCGCUCAGCCUCCUGUGGCUCUCCGCUGAGUGGGAGUGCAGGAGAAGGGGCCUCCAGGGGGACUGGACAUGGGGGAGGGGGAUCUGGGCCAGGGUCCUCUGAUUGUCGAAUCAUCCGAGUCCAGAUGGAGCUGGGGGAAGAUGGCAGUGUCUAUAAGAGCAUCUUGGUGACAAGCCAGGACAAGGCUCCAAGUGUUAUCAGUCGUGUCCUUAAGAAAAACAAUCGUGACUCUGCGGUGGCUUCAGAGUAUGAGCUGGUCCAGCUGCUACCAGGGGAGCGAGAGCUGACUAUCCCACCCUCGGCUAACGUUUUCUACGCUAUGGAUGGAACCUCACAUGAUUUCCUCCUGCGCCAGCGACGAAGGUCCUCUACUGCUAUACUAGGCCACACCAGCGGCCCCUCUGCCUCAGGAACUCCUCCGAGUGAGGGAGGAGGGGGCUCCUUUCCCAGGAUCAAGGCCACAGGGAGGAAGAUUGCACGGGCACUGUUCUAAGGAGGAAGCCCUGUUGGCUUAUAAGUCAUGGUGUCUGUAUCAGAUGUGGGUAGCCAUCCUGAAUGGUGGCAGUUAUGUCACAUUGGGACAGAAGUUCAGAAAGGUAGCCAGCUACCCUGGGGCAGUGAAGUGCCUGUCACUGGUUUACCAGCAAGCUGAGAAAUCCAGCCCUGUGGGAACCGGUAAUCUUGUAGCCAAGCUGGAUACCUGUGUACAGCUCCUGACCUCCCAUGAACAUGGCACAGCUAGUGCUGGAAAAGGAAUCAGUUUCAUUUCUGGUCACAUGCAAAUGGCAAAGGAAAGGCCUAAAGGCUCUGAGCCCCAGGUCAAACAAGGAUGGCAAGUAGGUUCAAGUAGGAGUUCCUUUUCUCACUCUGGGGUUCUUAUCACUGUGACAACACUAAGAUAAUAAACCAAACACUACCUGACAUCUACUCA